This is a messenger RNA of Symbiodinium natans, 636 nucleotides long. The record is from the annotation of a GenBank genome assembly. NCBI's taxonomy places the organism in Eukaryota, Dinophyceae, Suessiales, Symbiodiniaceae.
AUGACUGGGUCAAUCGGUGAGAUGGCCAGCAGGCUCCUGGAGAUGCCCCGGGGCACCAAGACGCCGGGAUGGAUGCACACGUCCUUCCAAGCAAAGGACGCAUCGGUGCAGAUGCCGCCUGUGAUGCCCUUGCCACCGCCGCCCUCGGCUGCUGCUGCCCAGUGGGCCCAGCAUGCUUACACGGCCAGCACACAGGCGGCAGCGGCCAAGGCUGCAGCAGCCAAGGCCGCCGAGGUGGCAGCAGCGCAAGCAGCAGCUGCCCAGGCUGCCGCCACUCAGGCGCAAGUAGCACAGGUCAGUGCGCAGCAGGCUGCAGCAGCGCAAGUGGCGCAGUCCUUGGGCUACAAUGUGGCUCCUGUCGGCGUUCCCACAGCGGCCGCCUAUGGGGAUCUUCCGUCUGCGGCACCACCGUAUGGUCUUAGCUCUCCCAACCCCAUGCCGGCCUCACUGGCAUCAAUGCAUCCGCUUUGGAUUUUGCCGGCGGCCUUUGUGGCCUCUUGCCUCGAAGGAGCACGGCCUGGAGCAAAACCCAAGCCAGGGGAGUUCUUGCCGUCGGUUCCCGCGGACUUCAUCAGCGAAAGCUCAAAGACGUGCUUUCAGCAGUACUCGAGCUGGGGAGAAGACGGUGCAAUGUAA